Molecule: messenger RNA, 3162 nt
Organism: Ostreobium quekettii
Lineage: Eukaryota; Viridiplantae; Chlorophyta; Ulvophyceae; Bryopsidales; Ostreobiaceae
Source: the annotation of a GenBank genome assembly
AUGAAGGUCACAGUGAAGACAUUGUCGGGCGAAAAGAUUUGCCUGCAAAUGGGUGGCGAACAGCUGGUGGGAGACGUUGUGGCUGCCGUACUGCGUCAACAGUCGAGCUUACAAAGCUGCACGCUCUUCCUCAGGGGAACUUCCCUGUGCUCGGACCAGCGCUUGGGGACACUGCCAUUGCAGCCAACAGAUUUUCUGUGUGCCGUGGGCACAAGGAAGGGCAAAAGGAAGCAGAAGCCCAUGGUUGCCACCAACAGGCACAUCCCUGAGGCCAAUUUGGCACAUGCGCAGCCCAUUCCUGAUGCCCUGUUGGAGCCACACAGGUGCUGCACGCCGGAGCCGCCCGCCUGCAGUUUGAGCAUGCCUACAGGGUAUGAAGGGAACUGCCAGGUUCCUGGCCGUGGGGCGUUUGGUUCCAAUGAGGCACCUGAUGGUGAGCACAGGUCAGAGUCAAGACUACUGAACGAGAAUCUGGGGCAAGGGCCCAAUGAGUGCACCAGAAAACGAUGUCAAGUCGACCUUUGGGAGGAGUUGAAUGUUGAACUCAGUGAGUGCCAGAUUGCCAAGACACCAGUGGCAACUGAAAAGCAGAUCUCUGAACUGGAAUGUGUGUCGGGGACCAAAUCUGGAUGCCCAGACAACAAGGUGAGCGACACCAGCUACCCUGCUGGACUGUCAGAGCAGCAGUUUGUUCCCAAACUGAAAAAGCAACGGAUAGGCAAAGAGCUUGAAAGCAAUGCAGCAGGCGGGAGCAGCAGCCAAGAUGGGACAGUUUACCCUGCAAGCCUACCUCUGCCUCCAAGCCUGAAACGAUUGGAAUCCAUAUUUGGCGUGCUGAAUGGCCUCAGUGGCUUCCUGCUGAGGACUCACAUCCAGCCAACAUGGCUGAAUGUAAGGGCAGCAUUGAGGGACGUGUGCCAGGAUCAGAGCAUUUCUGAUGGUGACAUUUUGGCGAUGGCCGAACUGUGCAGUACCAUUAUCUCUGUACGCUGGGGAGGAUCUGCCAAGGCACUGAGGCCGAAGGACCCAUGGGAUACUGCCACCACCACUGAACUCUCGCCAGGCUCCAGGCUUCCAAGGGUUCCUGGCGCAGAUGUUCGUUUGGAAGAUUUGCGAUCUUGGUUUGCAGACAUCAGAGAUGGCUAUGGUACUGUGCUGGAGGGAGACAUUCGCACACUAAUUGUUGAACUCAACACGCCAAUGAGGUCUUCAGGGCAUACCAAGCAAAAUCAGAAAGGGGCUCAGGAGCUAUUGGGGAAUUUCUUGUGUACUCCAGGCGAAAGUGCUCCGCACAGGAGCUAUGGUAGCAAUGUACGUAGGAGAACGUUCCAUCAACGCCUUGUCCAGGUCGUUGGCCAGAUUCAUGAGGACUUUCUCAGAGGCAGUGACGUCCUGUUGAGAAGUACAGCAAUCAGGGAAGCAGCACCCCAUUCUGGAACAAGCGGGGCCACAGGAGAUGAGCGCUCCCAUUUUGAUCCUGUGGAAGAAGGCCGCUGGCAUCCACAGUUUUGCUUGGAAGCAGUCACUGUCCGUGCCGCUGUUCAAGCAGCCAAGAAACUGGAAAAACUCGGCAAGGCAAAAACGGAUGGUAACGGGCCGAAGCGGCCUCCCAGCCUGCUGAAGCGCCACAUCCCUUGCACAGAUUCUAGGCCUCUGGACGCCUGCGCAUUCUUGGAGCACAUCAUGCAGCUCACUUGGUACAGUGACCAGAUCGUCCACACGGAAUCGAUGCCUGCAAGGUCAGCCGUCUUCGCCAAAACUCGCACCAGGCUGUCAGACCACGUUCUACAAGCCCUUGAGGCCCAGGGCGUAAGGCGCCUGUUCAGUCAUCAAUCGCAGGCCAUCGAUGCAGCAACGACCGGCGAUCAUGUCGUGGUGUCCACAUCGACAGCCAGUGGGAAGUCGCUGUGCUACAAUAUCCCGAUUCUCCAAGCCUUGGUGGAUGACCCUGCGGCAUGCGCUCUGUACAUGUAUCCAACCAAGGCGCUGGCCCAAGACCAGCUGAGGGCUCUACGACAGUUGUGUAUGAAAGCAGCAGGACUGCACACCAUCCAAGCAGAGAUUUAUGACGGUGACACUCCGUUCGAAUCACGCGCUGGGAUCUGUGCCAAUGCCAACCUGCUCAUCACAAAUCCGGACAUGCUGCACCUUUCCAUCUUGCCAGUGCACACACAGUUUGCCAGGCUGCUGUCCAGGCUGCGAUUCGUGGUCAUAGACGAGGGCCAUGCGUACAAGGGCGCAUUUGGGUGCCACACAGCCAUGGUGCUCCGACGCCUGAGGAGGGUGUGUGAACGAGUGCAUGGCAACACACCGACGUUCAUCAUGACAUCGGCCACAGUGCCGAAUGCCAAGGAGCACAUGGAACGGCUGGCGGGAGUACAGGGUGUCGUGGAAGUGUCGCAUGAUGGCUCACCCAGCGGCCCAAAGCAUGUUUCCUUGUGGAAUCCGUCCCUAGUGGACAGCAAAGGCAAGCCCUCAAAGCAGAAGGACGCCAAGCUUGAAUGGGAGCGCAUGAGCAAGCAACAGCAGCGGAAGAUAUUGCAGGCCCAAAUUCGGGAAGCCAAUCAGGAACGAAGUCGAGGCUCUCAGUUCGUGGCCGCUCGGGGAAUGUCGGAAGCCGACUGGCUGGCUGCUGUUGCAAUAGGGAAAAAGCGGGCGCAGCAGAGCAGUAGCGGAGUGAAGACUGGGGUAACCGUCAGCGCAUCUGGGACAUCGGGAAAGAAACUGCCGCGUUCUCAGCUCGCAGGCAUCAGCAGUGGGCCGAGUGGUGCCAACUCAUGCGACACUUCCAGCGUCUGUCAGAGGGACAAUCAAAGGGCAGGCCAAGAUGAUGUAACAGAACUGCACUCGGAUUGUGCAGAACCAGGGGGGCCAAGUUACGAAUGCGACCGCCGUGGUAAAGAUCUGUCAACAGGUGGGAAGGAAGCCCCAGCAAGGGACAGCAACUGCGAUGCGGAGGCUUUGGCGGCCAGGGUGGUCGGUGGAAAUUUGGCAUCCAGCAGCGCUGCGCCGGAUCCCACUGAGACAUCUGCUGAUCGGAGGCUCCUAAGUGUGGAAGGCAGCACCUGCCUGGAAAAUGUUGUGUGCACCAGCGCACCCCACCCGAGACGCCAGAUGAUGUGGAAGGGAACAAGGUGGCUGCGACACACGGUGCCCUUGUAG